UUUAUACUCUUCGGUAUUUCCUCUAAUAUUUCCCGCCAAACUCUAAAGACUUGUUGACAAUUAUUAUCUAUGUGGAAGUGAACAAUUAGCUGACUCGGUUGUAUUCUUGAUACACCCACAAUCGUGAUAUUUUUUCAUUGACAUUUCACCUGCGAAUGGUAUUUCAUUCUUUGAAUUCGUGUUGUGGCUCAACAGGUGCCUGCAAAUCCCUCAUAAACAGCAGGACUACUCGAUAAUGUCAGUGAUUGUUUGCAGUGACAAUGGUUAUCACUCGAGUGACCGUUAUGGUCACAACAAAAACAAGAUGAAUAUAGAAUUCAGCUCCCCGAAGAAUGUGAGGGAAUUGCUGGAGAUCAGCAGCAGUGAGGAAGAGUCUAACCUCUCGGAUAGCAUUAUAGAGAUUAGUCAGGAAUUGGGACUGGAAUCUGAUCGUUCUAUCGAGUUAAUUGGAGAGGUGAGAAAUUUUGGGAGGAGAAUCAUUGAGCAGGAGUUGUCUGUAUCUCAGGAUUCAGUUGAGAUAAUUGAGGGGGGAGAGGAAUCAUUGAGGACUCCUCCCAAGAUAUCUAAACGAAGGAGAUCGAAGAGUGACAGUUCCAUUGAAGACAAUUCACUUUGCUCACCUGAAAUCCCAUUCACUGGUUCACCAGUGAUUUAUCAACUUUACGAAACCAACAACACGAAGAUAAUAAUAAAAAAAUCAAUGAGUGUGAAAAAGCCAGAGACGAGACUGAAGAAGGUCUCUGAAAAAGAAUUAAGCUCUCUCGUAAAUUCAGAUGAUGAUGAGGAGAUUUUUGACAGGCCGAAGAAGAAUCCAGAGGCUAUUACUACCCCCAAACGGCCCCUCAGGAAUGCUACAAGGAUUGCUAGAGCAAAUACGCCUCAAAGCUCUCCAAGAACUCGAGGGAAAAUUACAGAGACACCUAACAAAGAGGAAGUGUCCCUGAGGAUGAAAUUCAGACGUUCGACAGAGCAGAGCAACUACAAAGUGGAGGCUUUGGAGUCUGAGUCAAGUGAGAGAAGGGCGUCCUUGAGAACGACAAUUUUCCUCCCAAAAAGGUACGCCGAAAUGGAGGUGGAGGAAAGUCCAAGCAGGAGGAUUCCCACCAGGAGUAAAAAACCUGUGCAGUAUUAUGGGGAAUCUAGUGACCUGGACGACUCCAUCAAGACCCCGAAUAAAUCAUCCAAGCAGGAAGAAGCUAAAUCGACUAGGAAAACUCCUUCGAGACACACGAAACCCGUGCAGUACUUUGAAUCACCGAUUGAUACAGAGGAUUCUCCAACCACAAAGCGACAGACUCGACAGACUAAAACUCCGAAGAAAGAUGAACCCUCUCACGAGAUUUCCACUCCUACGACCCGCUCGAAUCACCCUAAAACUCCUAGAUCUAGCAUUCUCAAGUCUGUCCCCACAACUCCCAGUGGAAGACCUCGAAGAAGCUCGAGAACAUCCCAAUACGUAGAUUUUCAUGAAGACGAGGGGAACGAGAACGACACGAACAAAGGAAAUACGGAUGAGAGUGAUAGCGAAGUUCCCUCCAGGCGAGCCCUGGAUAAAAAGAGAAGACUCAUCUCGCUGGAUACCCCGAUGACCCCGAAAAAAUCAGUGACAAUUGUCGAAGAAAUGAAAACUCCCAGGAAAUCAGUGGCCAUGGCUGAAGGGGUUAAAACACCCAGAAGGACUCGAAAAUUGUCCUCCUCAGAGGAUGAACCAACAACCCCCAAACGCGUCACCAGACUGACAUCCGUCGUGGAAGAACCAGUAACUCCGAAAACAAGAGGAAGAUCUAAACCGCAGACUCCGUCCCUGCGACAUGGAGCACUGACUCCCUCCAUGCACCAGAGGUCUGCAAACGUGGGGAAACCGAAGACAGCUCUUCAAGAAGCACGAGCCCAGCUCCACGUCAGUGCAGUUCCCAAGUCCCUUCCUUGCAGGGAGGAAGAGUUCAACAAUAUCUUCACUUUUCUCCAGCGAAAGCUGUUGGAUCACAGCAGCGGAUGCAUCUACAUCAGUGGUGUACCUGGCACUGGAAAGACAGCAACAGUAAACGAGGUAAUCAGGUGCCUGAGAAAAUUGGUGUCAAAGGGAGAGCUGGAAGAGUUCAAUUUCUUGGAAAUUAAUGGAAUGAAACUGACCGAACCCAGGCAGGCUUACGUGCAGAUCCUCAAACAGCUGAGUGGACAGAGCUUGACCUGGGAGCAAGCCUACCAAAAUCUUGAGAAGCGAUUCACUAAAUCCCCUGGACACAGACCCAUCACCCUUCUUUUAGUUGAUGAGCUGGAUCUCCUGUGUAAUAAACGUCAGGACGUUGUUUACAAUUUGCUGGACUGGCCUGCCAAGCAAGGAGCUCAACUCGUCGUCCUGACCAUUGCUAACACCAUGGACCUCCCCGAAAGGGUUCUGAUGGGGAGAGUCACUUCGAGGUUGGGGCUAACUCGCCUCACCUUCCAGCCUUAUAAUCACAAACAGCUCCAGGAGAUUGUCACCACCAGGCUGAAGGACUCGGAUGCAUUCAGGAGUGAAGCUAUUCAGCUGGUCGCCAGAAAAGUGGCGGCUGUCUCUGGGGAUGCUAGAAGGGCCUUAGAUAUCUGCAGAAGGGCUACAGAAAUCGCCGAAUCCAAUGGGGGAAAAAUAGUAUCGAUGCAGGACGUCAAUGAGGCUCUCACUGAGAUGAUCGCAAGUGCUAAGGUGCAGGCUAUAAAACAUUGUUCAGAGAUGGAAAAAGUUUUUCUUCAAGCUGUUUGCGCUGAGAUUUCGCGCACUGGAGUCGAGGAGGCCACUUUCCACAGUGUCUACAAGCAGUUCGAGGCGCUCUGUUCUUUUGAGGGAGUUAAGACUCCUAAUAUUAGUCAGGCCCUCGAAAUCUGCUCUCGGCUCAGUGCUAAUAGGCUUCUCCUCGGCGAACACUCCAGAAUGGAUAUCAUGCAGAGGAUACUCCUCAAUGUCUCUCCUGAUGAUAUACAUUUCGCUCUUCAAAGUAUUCAGAUUUGAUAAUUUUUUUUUUCAUGAUUCAGCGGAGUGGUAAAGCGUAACAGCUCAUUUCUUGCGCUCGACUGAGAAUCGACUUGUUUAAAUAAUAAGGAAUUUCAAAGACAAGAUCGACAAAUCUCUUUUUUUUUCUCAAAUCCAUCAUUCUUAUAUGAAUUUAAUACAGGAUUAUUGCAAAAGUAGAAAUCGACUCAAUGCAUUUUACUACAAAUACAAACGACGAUAUGGAUUAGAUGUCGGAAGUUAUAAAUUUUUUCUGGAUUAUUGUAGUGUUUUUUUUUUUUAUUAUUAUUUUGACGAUUAUACUUAAUGCCACAAUAAGAUCUUCGAUUGUACGAAAAAUUC
Molecule: messenger RNA, 3331 nt
Organism: Fopius arisanus
Lineage: Eukaryota; Metazoa; Arthropoda; Insecta; Hymenoptera; Braconidae
Gene: Orc1
Product: origin recognition complex subunit 1
Exons: 2
Coding region: 236-2989 (917 amino acids)
Biological process (GO): mitotic DNA replication checkpoint signaling; DNA replication initiation
Cellular component (GO): nuclear origin of replication recognition complex
Molecular function (GO): ATP hydrolysis activity; DNA replication origin binding; ATP binding
Source: RefSeq, a predicted model, not a curated record